Molecule: messenger RNA, 900 nt
Organism: Jaculus jaculus (lesser Egyptian jerboa)
Lineage: Eukaryota; Metazoa; Chordata; Mammalia; Rodentia; Dipodidae
Gene: Oaz3
Product: ornithine decarboxylase antizyme 3
Biological process (GO): positive regulation of protein catabolic process
Cellular component (GO): nucleus; cytoplasm
Molecular function (GO): ornithine decarboxylase inhibitor activity
Source: RefSeq, marked reviewed
GUGGCUUGAAAUUCUGCCACCCAACCCCUGGAGCUCACUUUGCCGCGGGGAGGCACUGACCAGAGAAGCUGCCUUGCAUCAGGUCCCGGCCCUCUCUCUACUCCCUUUCUUACGUCAAGAGGGGAAAAACACGGAACUACCUCUACCCGAUCUGGUCACCAUACGCCUAUUACCUCUACUGCUACAAGUACCGGAUCACCCUCCGGGAGAAGAUGCUGCCUUGCUGCUAUAAAAGCAUCACUUACAAGGAACAGGAGGACCUGACACUCCGGCCUCAGUGCUGUCUCCCUACUUGCUGCCUCCCGUGCUGCUGAGACUCCAGGGGGCCCCAAGGUGGGCAGCAGCACCAGACAGGGAGAAGACCAUGAGCAGCUGAAAGAACUAUACUGGGCUGGGAACCUGACAGUGCUGAGCAGUGACCCCCUGCUUCCCCAGGAGCCCGUGCAGUUAGACUUUCACUUCCGCCUCACUCCCCAUUCCUCUAUCAAGUGGCACGGCCGUCUUUGUAACCAACAGCUCUUCCUGGAUAUCCCAGACCAAACCUUGGAUCAAAUCGACCGGGAAAGUUUGACAGCAACACUGCAGUAUGUGGAGGAGAAGACCAACGUGAACUCGGUGUUUGUGAACUUCCCCAAAGAUCGGAAGGACAGAGGUGCCCUGCUGCGAGCCUUUAGCUACCUGGGCUUUGAGGUAGUCAGACCAGAUCAUCCGGCCAUCCCUCCGUGUGACAAUGUCAUCUUCAUGGUGUAUCCCCUUGAAAGGGACACUGACCACCUGGCCAGCGGGCCUCCCUGAACCAUCUCUGCGAGGGGCUGAAAACCUGAACAACACGGGACUCUGAGAACCAGGAUGUGAUUGAAGAUACUUCCAUCCUAGGAAAUAAAGGGCAGCGCAAUCAAA